This is a messenger RNA of Bombus terrestris (buff-tailed bumblebee), 1340 nucleotides long. RefSeq lists its product as uncharacterized. NCBI's taxonomy places the organism in Eukaryota, Metazoa, Arthropoda, Insecta, Hymenoptera, Apidae. The coding region runs from base 497 to 988 and encodes 163 amino acids. Gene Ontology annotation, biological process: Notch signaling pathway; sensory organ development. The transcript has a single exon. The record is from RefSeq and is a predicted model, not a curated record.
GCGGGGGUAGGUGAAGAGGCUAUGCACAGGUCGGGGUGGUAGGUUGGAUUAGUGUCGGAGGGUGUCAGAGGAGGGAGAAGAAACGGCAGAUGGUCGGCGUGGACCCUGACGUGGGAAGCUCCGAAUUCUCCAAGUUCCCACAGCCAGAGUGCACCUGCCCUCCCCACUCUGUCACCCCGUGCUGCUCGACGGGGCCUAUAUAAGGUCCGGGGUUGCUCGUCUAAGGCAUCAUUCGCUCACUAGCGUUUCGUUCCAAAGCAACUGAGAAAACUACGCAUACAGCCAACAUCAUACGUAUAUCUGUCUUCGAUUUUCUCUCGAAGUAGCUUCGUAAAGAACACGCUUUUUCGAGAAUUCCAAGUUCGAGUCGAAGCACAGUUUGCGCGCCGAUCCGCACGGUUCAUUCCGAGUCUCGAGAGUGCACGCACGGACGUACGAACGCGCUCCUCUUUAAAACCGGUUCAGUGUUGAGAAUCAGCAAAGGACGAGAAGCAAGAUGGCCGCCGCCACAAUGAGCCACGUGUUCGACUACGAGAACGAGCUCAACGAUAAUCUCUACAACCUGAAGAUGUCGGGCAAGAGUACGGCCACCAACAGCAAACGGGUCAGAAGCGUGUUGAAGCCGAUUUUGAGAUUGUUGAAGAAGAAGACGAACAGAGGGAAAUACGCCAAAGACCAGAAGGCCGUGCCGCAAGUGGAGAUCUUCACCGAGGAGGUGGACAAUCAGAAUAAUGCCAACGAAGCACUGGAGAGGCGACUGUUGGCGGAACUUCAAGACGCUGAGGAAGGAGCUGCCAUCACUGUCUGCUUGGACGGACAGAUGACAGUCGUACCGGUUGUACCUGGUCAGUGCUACGUGCCCGUUCAUUUCGCGCACACCCACGCUGGCGACUUUUAUUGGACGACCCUGAGCAUGGCCGACAGUGACCUGUGCUACAAGGAACGCGCCUUCUCUCAACAUCAAACACCUGAGAUGCAGGUCGCGUGAAAAACCACAUCAUCGGCGUACGAUCAAGUUCAUCUACCUCAUGACAGAACAACCCUCGAAAAUCGAUCUUCCAAGUCGAUGUUGAGGAUUCCUGGAGACCUUUGGAAACCACCUGCGAGAAUACUCCGUCGUACCGUCCAAGUGACACGAAGAUUCGACGAGAAAUAAUCAAAACUUCCCGGGGAUCAAAACGGACGAAGAUGAUGUCUACAAGAUGGAGCUGGGGAGAAUAUUUGACCUUGAGGGGCUGCCUCUCGUGCCGUCAGACUGCCUUUAGAUAAGAUAACAUCGAAACUGUGAUAAAUAGAUUUAGUUUUUUAACUGAUCUCUAAGAAUGAAAUUGUGAAGUUUC